Cricetulus griseus (Chinese hamster) is the source of this 4871-nucleotide messenger RNA. The record is from RefSeq and is a predicted model, not a curated record. Lineage: Eukaryota; Metazoa; Chordata; Mammalia; Rodentia; Cricetidae.
GGAGCUGAGGGGCGGGAGGCGCGAAUUUGACCGUGUGGAGCGGCGGAGCUGCAGCGCUUAGAGGGAGGAGUGGCGGUGGCGCGUCACCUGGCAGCGGCGUAGCAGCAGUGAAGUAUCUGAAGUAAAGAAGAAAGCACAAUGUCCUCAGUGUCUUCUGAAUACACCAUUGGUGGGGUGAAGAUUAACUUUCCUUGUAAAGCUUAUCCAGCACAGCUUGCUAUGAUGAACUCUAUUGUCAGAGGACUAAACAGUAGUCAGCAUUGUUUGUUGGAGAGUCCCACAGGAAGUGGAAAAAGUUUAGCCUUACUUUGUUCUGCAUUGGCAUGGCAACAAUCUUCUACUGGAAAGCCGGUGGAUGAGGGCUUGAAUAAAAAGCUUGAGGUGCCAUCAUCAUGCUGUUGUGCAUGCCAUUCAAAGAGCUUUAUGUACAGCAACACGGACAUGGGUACUUCCCCUCAUUUCAGUAGUCCAAGCAAACUGUCUGAGAGAAAUGGCUCUUCACCACCCUGUCAAGAUUCUCCUGAAAAAAAUACUCUGGCUGCAAAGUUAUCUGCCAAGAAACAGGCAUCUAAACACAGAGAUGAAGAUGAUGAUUUUCAAAUGGAGAAGAAAAGAAUCCGACCCUUAGAAACUGCACAGCAGAUGAGAAAACGUCAUUGUUUGGAAAAGGAUGUCCACCAUUUGGAUGCACGGGUAGCUUCGGAAAAGAAAGUAAAACCUGAGUCUCCUGUAGGAAAGACAAGCUCCUCUUUCCAAAAUCUCGAUGGCCUCUGUUCUAGGUGCUGCUGUUCUACCAAACAAGGAAACAGUGAAGAGUCUGCAAAUACUGUUAAGAAAGAUCACGGGGGACAAUCCAAGAGACCCAAAAUUUAUUUUGGGACACGCACGCACAAGCAGAUUGCUCAGAUUACUAGAGAGCUCCAAAAGACAGCUUACUCAGGGGUCCCCAUGACUAUUCUUUCCAGUAGGGAUCAUACCUGUGUUCAUCCUGAAGUGAUGGGCAACUUCAACAGAAAUGAAAAGUGCAUGGAAUUGCUGGAUGUAAAACAGGGUAAAUCCUGCUAUUUUUAUCAUGGUGUCCAUAGAAUUAAUAAUCAGCACACAUUGCAGUCCUUUCCGGGAAUGUCCAAAGCCUGGGACAUAGAAGAGCUUGUCAGCCUCGGGAGGAAACUGAAGGCAUGUCCCUACUACACAGCUCGGGAACUGAUAGAUGAGGCUGACAUAAUAUUUUGUCCCUACAACUACCUCUUGGAUGCACAAAUACGGGAAAGUAUGGAUAUAAAGCUGAAAGACCAAGUUGUCAUUUUAGAUGAAGCUCAUAACAUUGAAGAGUGUGCUCGGGAAUCAGCAAGCUACAGUGUAACAGAAGUUCAGCUUAGGUUUGCUCGGGAUGAGUUGGACAGUUUGAUCAACAGUAAUGUAAGGAAGAAAAACCAUGAGCCCCUACGAGAUGUGUGCUAUAACCUCAUUAAUUGGUUAGAAACGAAUUCUGAACAUCUUGUAGAAAGGGACUAUGAAUCAUCUUGUAAAAUAUGGAGUGGAAAUGAAAUGCUCCUAAGUUUGUACAGAAUGGGCAUCACCAACGCUACUUUUCCUGUUUUGCAGAGACAUUUUUCAGCUGUUCUUCAAAAAGAAGAAAAAGCCUAUGGCAAAGAGGAAGCAAUACAAAUACCUAUCAUUAGUGCUUCAACUCAAAUAAUGCUCAAAGGACUCUUUAUGGUGUUAGACUAUCUCUUUAGAGAAAAUAGCAGAUUCGCAGAUGACUAUAAAAUUGCCAUUCAACAAACUUACUCCUGGACAAAUCAGAUUGCUAUUUUUGAUAAAAGUGGGGUCUUGGCUGUACCAAAAAAUAAGAAACAUUCACGACAGAAAAUUGGAGUUAAUGUGCUGAACUUUUGGUGCUUAAAUCCAGCUGUGGCCUUUUCAGAUAUUAAUGACAAAGUACGAACCAUUGUUCUAACAUCAGGAACACUGUCACCUCUGAAAUCCUUUUCAUCUGAGCUUGGGGUUACAUUUAACAUCCAACUAGAGGCUAACCAUGUUGUCAGUAACUCACAGGUUUGGGUUGGUACUGUUGGCUCAGGACCCCAGGGUCGGAAUCUCUGUGCUACCUUCCAGCAUACUGAAACAUUUGAGUUCCAGGAUGAAGUGGGAAUGCUUUUGUUAUCUGUGUGCCAGACUGUGAGCCAAGGAAUUUUGUGCUUUUUGCCAUCUUACAAGCUAUUAGAGAAAUUAAGAGAACGUUGGGUUUCUACUGGCUUAUGGCAUAGUUUGGAGUCAGUCAAGACAGUCAUUGCAGAACCCCAAAGAGGAGAAAAAACUGAUUUUGAUGAAUUGCUCCAGGUGUACUAUGAUGCCAUCAAGUUCAAAGGAGAGAAAGAUGGAGCCCUUCUCAUAGCGGUUUGUCGUGGCAAAGUGAGCGAGGGUCUGGAUUUCUCAGAUGAUAAUGCCCGUGCUGUCGUAACAGUAGGAAUUCCUUUUCCAAAUGUGAAAGAUCUUCAGGUUGAAUUGAAACGACAAUACAAUGACCACCACUCAAAAUUAAGAGGCCUUUUGCCUGGCCGUCAAUGGUAUGAAAUUCAAGCAUACAGAGCCCUAAAUCAGGCUCUAGGCAGGUGUAUUCGACACAAAAAUGAUUGGGGAGCUCUUAUUCUGGUGGACGAUCGUUUCAACAGCAAUCCAAACCGCUAUAUAUCAGGACUUUCUAAAUGGGUGAGGCAACAGAUUCAGCACCACUCAACCUUUGCAAGUGCCCUGGAGUCCCUGACUGAGUUUUCUAGAAGACACCAGAAAGUUACUAAUAGAUCCAAGAAAGACAAGGAGUCUACCCUGAACGUGGCCUGUUUGGAGGAUAGCACUCUUACAGGUGUGUCAAAAGCAAGUCAUCUAUCGCCAGAAAAUUCUAGAGAAGAAGAAGCAAAACUGUGUGUCCAGGAGCUGCAAUGUCCCCAGAUGACUGCUAAAAACCCAUCAGUGCCGAGUCACGACAUCCCCAGAAGGAAGAAAAGUGAUCCAGUACUAAGAGAGGAGUCUGUUCAAACAAUGAAAACAGAGAAAAAUGUCAUUUCCAGAUCCUCAAGCCCAACUUUCGGGAAGCAAACAGAGCCAGUCAGCUGGCCUGUCUUCAAGUCCCUGAGACAGCACUUUACUAGGAAAGUAAAGAAUCAGACACCUGUGCUCGGGUCAUCAAAGAGCCAUGCCUCUGGCUCUUCCACCUUCAAAACAGAAAAAACAGAAGACAGCACUGCUUUGCCACACACAGGUAAACGCGUGUCCUCAAAGGAAACAGUGAAUGCACCAUUCGCACCUUGCCCUCAGUCAGAAAGCUUAUCGUCGAUGAAGGUUGACAUUACUCCUGCUGAGAACCAUUCCAAACAGCUGUUCUGCUCUGAGAAAGACGUGCAUCCGGGUACUGAGUCGUCUCCAGUAAGUGAAGAUGCCAACCGUUCCAGUUCAAGCGCAGCUAUAGAAACAGAAGCAGGAGAUGACUCCCUGAGCCUCACACCUGAACUCUUUGAUCCUGUUGAUACUGAUGAAGAAAACAGUGAACCAGUUGAAACUGAUAGAUCCAGUAAUAAUUCAGAUUGUUUCUCAUCUGAAGACCUUUUUGAAAGUGUAACUGACUUCAGCCAGAAAUGAAAGUCAGAGGUUGCACAGGCACAAAGUUGAACAGAGUCAUGCCAGUGGAAGAGAACAAAGCUGACAACUUGUAUAAGCAAAUUAGAGCUGGGAAACUCCUGCAUAGACAUGAGGAUCUAUGAGCGGUAGUGGGAGGGGCUCCCUGAUGUUAGGUAAUGCUGUCAGGAUUUUGUUAAGCCUCCUUGUGUAAAUAAUUUAUACAUUAGGUAAAUGUUGUAAUUUUAAUUCCUUGGAUAUAUUUUCAUUGUUAAUUCAUUGUCAGAUUUGUCUAUUUUAUGUUCAGAAAUACAAGUUUUAUUCUAGAGUUUUAAUUAAGUAAUCCAUACAAAGUACUUUCCUCUAAUAUUUAGUUUCCUGGUGCAUUUCCAGUUUCACACAAUUACUCAUAUUUUAUGGUUCACUUAAUGUGACUUCAUACUCAUAUACAAAGAUUAAUCUCAGUUGAAUCUAGCCACACUUCAGCCAAAUGAUACUGUAUAUUUUAAUUCAAAUUUAUACAAGAUGUUUUUUAGAAAUCAUAGUUUAUCUCCAAAAGCUUGCUGUCUCUUUAAACUGCCUUCGAUUGGGCAUAGUGCACACAGCUGCUUUCCCAGCACAUGGAAGACUCAGGCUCUGGGCCUGUUUCAAAGUCAAAAGAAAAAAAAAAUGGGUUGGAACUAGCUUGUUACAGAACAAAAGGAAAGAGUAUGCAUAUUUCAUUGAAAUUGGAGGGUUUUUUGUUUUCUAAAACUAAAAUAUCAAAAAUAAAAUUAUAUGCAGUUAUAGAAUGCCAUUUGAAAUACUCAAAAUAUCAACUCAAUUCUAAUUUUUUAGCUUCACUGUCAUCAUAGACAGUGAUGUGCCUCAACCUCUGACCUCCAUACACAUAUGCACAGACCACAACAUGUACACAUGUACACACACACUCAUGUACACAUAUACAUGUACACACAUACAGAAAUAAUACACAGAUCCUAGCAGUGCCAAAGAUGUGAUACAUUCUGCUAUAAAGUUUUAAUUCUGUAACUAUUAAGAUGGGAAACUUGGUAUGUUAAUUUAAUAAAUAAGCAGAUGUUGCAUAUCCACAUACACAUAUAUAAAGCAGUCUCUGAAAUAUGUUCCCUUAAAGAACAGGAAUCUAGUGUGAAUUUUGAGUGUGUGAAAGUUUUAGAAACUAAAACUGUAUAUCUGAUCAAAAAUGUUUAUAAAAAAUGGUCACCUCUGACAUUCCAAAAUUACAUCCACUGAAUGGA